GGUUAGGAAGGGAGCUCGGGGCUGGGAGGCUGCACAGCCGAGCACUGGAGCAGGACCAUCCGCUCGCCCAGCCCGGCGGCACAGGACUCGUCUUGUUCCUUUUCCUUUUUUUUUUUUUUUUUUUUUUUUCCCCUCCACCUCUCUCCAUCACUCCAAACGGGUCGACUUAAUUGUUAUUAUUUUUGAAUUGUUUUGCUAGCUGACUUUUUUCCUCUUGUCUUUUUUUUUUUUCUUUUUUUGAUUGAAGGUUGUGCUAAGACUUUUUUUGGAAAGCCUUAAAAAAAAAAAGGCAAGGGGGGGGGGGGAAGAAGCCAGCAAGAGACUGAAAAGAGCAAGAGAAAGUGGCAGCUAAGAAGGACUGUGAAAUCACCUCCCCUUUCUGGGGCUGUCGAUCAGAGCGAGAGUUGUACAUUAUUCUUAUUGUUUUUCUUUCUACAUCUAUCCACACGCACACGCAGUGAGAGAGCCAAGUACAGACAGCGAAACUCGACGAGACCAGCCAUGGUAGCAAGGGCUCAGCCUGAUCGGAAACAAUUACCGCUGGUCCUACUGAGAUUGCUUUGCCUUCUCCCUACAGGGCUGCCAGUCCGCAGCGUGGAUUUUACCCGAGGUACCGAUAACAUCACCGUGAGGCAGGGGGACACAGCCAUCCUCAGGUGUUAUGUAGAAGACAGAAGCUCCAAGGUGGCCUGGUUAAACCGUUCUGGCAUCAUUUUUGCUGGAGAAGACAAGUGGUCCCUGGACCCUCGAGUAGAGCUGGAGAAGAGAAACCCCCUGGAAUACAGCCUGCGGAUCCAGAAAGUGGAUGUCUACGAUGAGGGGUCCUAUACGUGUUCAGUGCAGACACAGCAUCACCCCAAGACUUCCCAGGUUUACUUGAUUGUGCAAGUUCCACCAAAGAUCUCCAAUAUCUCCUCGGACAUCACCGUGAAUGAGGGCAGCAACGUGACCCUGGUUUGCAUGGCAAAUGGGCGUCCUGAGCCUGUCAUCACCUGGAGACACCUCACCCCAACAGGCAGAGAGUUUGAAGGCGAGGAGGAGUAUCUGGAGAUCCUAGGGAUCACGCGAGAGCAAUCGGGCAAGUACGAAUGCAAAGCUGCCAACGAGGUUGCUUCAGCAGACGUCAAGCAAGUCCGGGUCACUGUGAACUACCCUCCCACCAUCACAGAGUCCAAGAGCAAUGAAGCGGCCACGGGACGACAAGCCUUACUCCGGUGCGAGGCGUCAGCAGUCCCCACGCCUGAUUUCGAGUGGUACAGAGAUGAUACCAGGAUAAACAGUGCCAACGGUCUGGAGAUAAAGAGCACGGGAAGCCAGUCUCUGCUGAUGGUGGCCAACGUCACUGAGGAACACUACGGGAACUACACCUGCGUGGCUGCCAACAAGCUGGGAGUCACAAAUGCCAGCCUAUACCUUUACAAACGAGUUUUACCCACACUCCCCAAUCCUUUUCCAGGACCCGGCACAGGGAGAGUAGACAACGGCUCCAUGAGUUUGGCCGUCCCACUGUGGCUGCUGGCAGCGUCCCUGCUCUGCCUACUCAGCAAAUGUUAAUACAAAUCAGAAUUAAAAAUAAUAAUAAUAAUAAUAAUAAUAAUUAAAAAAAAACCCAACACGACAACAACAACAACAACACACAAAACAAAAUGCGUUAUACAGGAGACAGAGCGAAGAGAGGGGAGAGAGAAAAAAGAGAGGGGGGGAGAGAGAGAGGACUGUUUCUUUCACAACUUUUGUGUGUUCAGGAGCGAAGAGGGGGGAGAGGAAAAAUUACAGCAAAGAAGACUCAGCAACAUUUAAUCCAAAACCUGACAAGCCGGCUGUCAAGUCACCGACCGUCUAGGAGGCAAAACGAAGUGAGGGAGAGAAUGGGGCACCAGCAAGGACUGUGUCGCCGGAGGAUGCUGCAAUGUAAACAAUCCAACAAAACCCACAAAGCCAAUCGAACAGGAGAUCCCUUUUCUUUUCUCUCCUCCUUCCUCUUUUCCAUACUCCCUCACCUUCCUUCCUUCCUUCCUCCUCUUUCUUUCUUUUGCGGAAAGAGGUCUUUGCUUCGGUGUCUGUAGCCACUUUACUUUUUGGAUGCCCUGGGUCAUUUUUGUGAGCUGAUGCUCAGCCAGUUCCUAUUUUUGAAAACAACAAAAAGGAAAAAAAAAAAAAGCCACAAACCAGAGCAAGCCACCUGAAGCUCUCUGCACACUGGUGUCCUGUGAAGAACCCCUUCCUCUCUUCACGUCACCCUGCGCUCCUGUGCACCCAGCCCUUGCUAAACACCUUCUUUCCUGUCCCCUCCUUCGUGCAACAUUGUGCAAGCUGGCCUGAACUAAAGCUGUGUCAACUCUACUGAAAACAUACUUUCCUUUUCUUUUCUUUUAAUCCUCUUCCUCUCCCCCCCUCAAUUCGACCAGGUAUCUUUCUCCCGUGUAUGCCUGUGUGCGUGCAUGCAUGCGUGUAUGUGUGACUCUUGCUCUGUCUUCUCUCUCUUUCUCUUGCUCUCUGGAAGCAUGCAAAAGGAACAGUCCAUGUGUACAUAUGCUCAUCCUGCUGUAGAUAAUGUCCUGCCUUGUAAGUGUGAGACAAGAUGCUGAGAGAUCACUCAGGCAGAGAAGAGGGGUGAGGAGAGGGGAGCGGCUGCAACACAGGUUCCAUGGUGUCCCCUCUCCGGCGUCCUCACUGGCUUUUUGACUCCUGGCCACCUUGCUUGCAAGAGUCAGUCUGCACCCUUGCUUAGCCUUUUUUUCUCUCCCACCUGCAACCUGUCUGGCUCUCAGCCUUCAAGUACCAGCAUAGCAGCCCCUGCUACACUUGAGUGCUUGCACACGUGCAUGGGGGUGUGCGCACGUGUGCAUUUGUCCAAAUAAGCGGAAGAAACCGGGACUGGCCUGCAGCACUACAGAGUGCAGAGUGCGGCUGCCCACUCCUCCUGGGGAGGGGAGGCUGGGCCGGUGGGAUGUGAGUGAUGAGACCUUGGACAUCACCGAGCAGCCAUUCCUGUAGGUAUAGUGUGUGCGUAGGAACGAUGCCUCUACGUGAAAAACCACAAUCUGGUCAUUCCUAACCGUUUUGGUAGUCAUGCAAAAAUAGAGCCAAUACCCUUUUUUUGUUGUUGUUCUUUCUGUCCCCCCCUGUUAUAAAAGGAAAUGUGUGCUGUGUAAGGGUGAGUGUGUGUGUGUGUGUAUUGUACACCACUGCUACUACAAAGCUCACUUUGCAAAUUCCACAUUUGAAACAAAUUAGGUCAGAAAAUGUCCGGGACCUGUGAAUGUAAGAAAAAAAACAAAUGUCAGGUCCAAAAUUCUGGGCUUAUAAAGAAGGAGCUUAAAGUGGUGCAGCAAAGAAGUAGGCAGCACAAUUCCCCUUGUGCUUCUCUUUUCUCAUCUGAAGGGUGCUGGUCUUGCUGCAGGGGGCUAUCGUUUGCCAUCACCCUUCCCAUGGCAGAAUCACAUGCAGAGAUGCCAACAGGAGAUGCUCUAGUGGCUCCUGAGUGAGGAGAAAGAGAGGGAGAGAAUAGGCUGUCAGAAACAGGGCUAAGAAAAUGCUGGGUGGUGGCUGGAAAUCACCAUGCCAGCAACAGGUCUGCUGCAGGAGCCGGAGCGAGCGGUGGGAGAGGGGAAGCCAACAGUCGUACGCUCCAGUGCCUGCAGUGCCUGCGUGCGGACGGGAGCAGUGGGGAGAAGACUCCUGUGUUUCCUGGCCAGUCACGAGCCCUAGCAUCCACAGCAGCAAAGAUGACAAAACACAGGGUUUAUCAAGUAGCCACUGGGUCUUUUAGUGGGAGGGAUGUGCAGGGAGGAACUUGAGUUAGCCCACACAAGUCGAGUGACCAUUCCACGCCCGUACAGUGUUUUACAGGCACCAUUGAGCUGUCAAGCACCAGCAAGCUUGCUUUUCUGUCUUUGCCCUGGGAAUUGGAGCAGUAGCAGCAAGCUUGGCAGCCACGCUCGCAUGCUCUUGAAGGCAAGGGGGAAACAGCUUGGGCUUGCAGCCCUGCGGCGUGCGGGAGGGGAUACCCACCAGGCGGUCCCCCGCCGGGAAGGAAAGUGGGAAUUGCCGUCUGUGAGCCUGUCCCCAUCUUCGCAGAGCUGGGGCACGCUCCGCCAAGGCCUCUCCCUGCCGCUCAGCGCGGUGCUUUCACCUUGCGCUGCGGCACUGCCAGCCCCUGCCUCCUCUCUGCUGAGCUCAGCUGUUUCGGGCAGCAGCAGGCAGGCAAUUAAGCAGGCAGGCAAGGGCUCCUCACAGGCAGCCAGAAUGAGCGAGGAAAUAUUAGGGAGAGAGGCAAGAGGCUGAAGUUCGGGUGAUGGCAGACUCGCUGUAGAUCUGCUGUGGAUUUGGAGGGUGGUAAAUUAUGCUCCCCCUGCUCCUCCAGGUCCCAAAGCCAUACGUGGGGGUGUUUGUGCCUUGGUGCAAGAGGGCAGAGCUGGGCAACUGGUGCCUGAAAUCCGCCCAAGGCAUUCAGGGACAGGUCCCCCAUUCCGAGAUAGGGCGGUCUUUGAAGGGACUUGUGCAUCUCCUUUGGAGACUGCUGUGCUGCGGCCCAGGAAACAAAAUGCCCUGUAUCCUUCAGAGCAUUCAGACACCCCAGUCCUCGUGCCUACCUCUCCGGAGGGUUGUGUCAUUCGGUGUCUUAGUUACAACUCCAGAUUUCCCGCUGCAACGGGGCUCCUCAUCCCCUGGUACAGCCGCGAGCUGAUGCUGGUCCCAGGAGCCGGGGCUUGGAGCUGCACCGUCUCCAGCACACUGGCAUGAGGGAAAACACUGCAUCACCGGCAUUUCUCAUUCUCAGGGCUGUACCUACGCCUGGAUUUAUUGUCGCAGGCUUGUCGCGAGAAGGUGGGCAGCCUGCAGUGACUUGCCGGCACAGGCUGUUCCUAAGGGCUGGGUCAAGCCCACGGUUUUUUCUUUAGUUUGAGGCUUCUCUUUGAUGUCAGCCUGGUUGCUGUUGUAAGGUCUGUCGUGCGUGUUGUCCUCUGCAUGAGUUUUUGUCGCUGUGGGGUCACUCCUAAGGCACUGGUUUCACACACAUCAGAGCCGUAUGGUGUGGUGGUGGUCACGAGUCCCGGCACCUCGUUGUCUCACAUCUUUCUUGGUUUGAAGUUUUGAGGGGAUAUUUUUGUAGAUGUCAAGGCACAGAGGCUUAUGUUUAAAGGGAAAUAUACUACUAAAAACAGGACACCCGUUUUUUGAAGCCAUCUGCCUAUUAGCUAGACAAAACAGCCACAACCCCGGUGCUGGGAUCUGGUCUUGCCUGCAGGACCUGGGCAGAUCCGUGCCUCCGUUGCGUGGCUGUGAAACAGGGUUAAAGCCAGUUAUUUGCAGACCUGUCUGAGAAAAGCCACAAAUACCAAGUAUGCCUGUUAUCUGCAGCAGUGCUGGGAGCCCCACUCCUGUCAAUGUCUGUUCCUAGCAGGGCUGGGGGAGUUGUGGGUAGGCUGGAGCUUGAUUUACUCCAAGAAGCUAAUCCUGCAAGCUGCCGUGUGCGUCACGGGAUGCUGUGGCCAUCCCCCUGUUUCCUCCUGAACUUGAGCAGGGAUCGCUCAAAGCAUCUGUCGAGAGGAGAGCCUGAAUGAACAUAGGAAACACAGGCAAAAAGUCAAACAAUUUUCUCCAUUCUCUUUCACCCCUCUGCCCUUUGACAGAGAAGUUGCAAAGGGUUUUCUCAUGUCUCAGGCCCUUUUCUCUGAAGCUGUUUCUCCUCCUCGCCUCUACUCCAUGUUCAUGUUGCUAUCUUCCCCAUUGCCUCCCGAAAAGCUGCGCUCUUGCUUCCUGCUGCCUCUCAGCUGGUUGGGGACUGGGAGAGAUGGGAGUUUGGAAUGGGACACCAGUUCCUUGAGCUUGUCAGUGUAAUUGUGUUUGAUUGAUGGAGAUUUAACAGUUAGUGUUAUAAAAAGAAACAAACAAAAUGGAAAAAAAAAAAAAGAAAAAGAAAAAAAUUGUAUUUCUUCUAC
Aquila chrysaetos chrysaetos is the source of this 5945-nucleotide messenger RNA. It is a transcript of the gene LSAMP, whose product is annotated as limbic system associated membrane protein. The transcript is spliced from 8 exons. Gene Ontology annotation, cellular component: neuron projection. Bases 502 to 1554 code for a protein of 350 amino acids. The record is from RefSeq and is a predicted model, not a curated record. Lineage: Eukaryota; Metazoa; Chordata; Aves; Accipitriformes; Accipitridae.